AUUUGGGUUUAAAUUUAUAUUUUUUUAUUAACGGUAUGACCACGAUUUUAAAAUUUAGCGCGAAUGAAAAUGGCGAUAUAGUUCAAAAAAUCAAAAUAGUGCCAGAUUAAACAUGAGUUGGGCACAGGACGAAUGGAAGAAUAACCUGCCCCACAAUGCUUUGCUAAAAAUUGAUGGAUUAGAAAGAUGUGUUGAACAGUUGAAAAAAGACCAACAACAGAAAAAAUUUCAGGUAGAAUCACUUGAAGCUGCGUUCGAAAAUCAAAAGAAAAAAACUGAGGAGCAGAAGUCGCAAGUAGCUAUAUGUAGGAAAGAUGUGCAAAAUUUAGAAGAACAAUGCCGAACAAGUGAGGCAAAUAGAGAAAAGGCUAUAUAUGAGUUGGAUGCUAAAAGGGCGCAAUUAAGUUGCUUAGAAGGACAGUUAACAAAAUACAAGCAGAAUUUAGAAAAGGAAGUAUCCAAGGCAAGUAAAUUACAAGUAGAACUGGAACGAGAAGUGUUACAAAGAAAUAAAGUUGUUGAUCAAUUGCAGCAGAAAGACAACGAUUUACAAAAACUUCAACAACGUCUUAAGUUAAGUAGUUCUGACGAUGUUUUCUCAUCUGACAAAGAAACAACUUCAAAGAUGGCAGGAGAAGUUGUGGAUACACUUAUCUCCUUUGAUGAGCCAAUGGCUCCUCCACCAAGCACAUUAGGUCAUCCAUCUGGCAAUCUUCUAGAUUGUAGCAUAGCUACACCCAUCAAAAAUAACAAAAACAGCAGCACAGGCUCUCAGCACUGUACGUUUGAUAUAUUUGGUGGAGAUGUUGAGAUGAAGUCUGGAUCAACUGGUGCAGUGAACAACAAUGAUUCCACAGACUGGAAGACGAAAUGUACUGACCUUCAAACGAAAUUGAAAUCUUUAGAAUUCGAGAUAUCGUCUGAACAGAGCAAGUGCAAAGAUGUGACUUUGAAAUUUGAAAAUUUAAAAGCAGAGCUGAAUUCGAAAACAAGUGAAUGUCUUAAGGCUGAAAACGAAGUUAUCAAGCUCACAGCUUCUGUUGACGAGAAGGACAACAAAGUUUUACAACUUGAUCAAAGUAUAAAGCAACUUCAACAGCAAUAUGAAUGCGAACGACACAACACACAAGCUGCAAUGAAAGCACAAGAUGAGAGAAUAAAAGAACAAGAAAAAAAUAUGAGGGAAGAAUUGGCGCGUGAUCAAAAAUUAGCUGAAGACCAAGUUAAGGAGAUGCAGAAAAGUUUAGUAGAAGUUGAGAAGAAAUAUAACGAGUCUCUGCGCGAGUAUAAAACGUUGGAACGUAAUCUCUUUCAAGCUAACCACGAGAAAGAAAGUCUAGUUCAUACCGUGGAAGAAUUGAAACAAGAAGUGCCUCGCUUGAAAUCUGAGCACCAGCACGUGUUGGCAGAAGUGAAAAGGGACCUGGAAGAGGCUCAUAAGAAACAGAUAGCUUCUUUUGAAAUUAGGCUUCAAGAGAAGCAGAGAGAUAACGCAGUAAUGGCGGACGAAUACAAUAAAGUUAAAAAUGAAAUAUCUUUGUUGAACAAAGCAUUAGCAGAGAUCAAUGAUAAAUACAUGAAAGCCAUAGAUGAGAAAAAUAAUGCGGAAAAGAGAGUAGCUCAGUUGAGCUUAGCUAUGGAGGAGCUCAAUCAAACAUCCGUAGCAAAGCUGAAAGAAGUAGAAAAACAGCUGUCUGAGAAGCUGAAGGAAAAGGAGGAACACAAUAGCUCGUUAUCGAAAUCAGUUCAAGAACACCUACAGAAGCUUGAGGAGUACCGUAAAGAAGUUGAUGUUAAAAAACAGUCUGCGGAGGAGUACAAAUAUAAGUACGAGUCCGCAGAAGCGACGUUGAACAAAUUGAAGAAGGAGAAAACCGAUGUUGAAAAAGAAUAUGCUCUCCAUAUGAAAGAUGCUGAAAAAAGAGAAUUAGAACUUGUGAAAUCUGCAGAAAGGGCCGAACACGCCGAAAAGGUGAUAAAAGAGCAGCAUAAUUUAUUGCAAGUUCAAGUUGAAAAAUCAAACCAUGAGCUGUCUGUAUUGAAAGAAAAGUUUAACAGCUCGUCAAACGCUCUCCAAGCGAAAGAGAGGGAAUUGUCCUGUUUGGCCGAGCAAUGCGAAGCCACCGUGAAAAAGUUGUCUCAGAAAGAAGAACAGCUAAAAGUUGUGGAUGAAACAAUCAGGAGGAUUACUGAAGAAAGGAAUAAGUAUCAGAAGGAAUUUCAAGAGUUUGAAGGGAGAAUUGACAAAAAGAACACCGAAAUCGAAACCUUAUCGACGUGUCUCGACGAAGUGAAAGCAAUAGAAAAUGAGUUGCAAGGUCGUGUUGGUGAACUGCACCGAGCUGUUGAAGAGAAGACAAGCAAGCUGGAAGCAGUAUUGGUAAAAGAAAAAGAAUGGAAGGUUGAACUAAACACGAAGGAAGGUUUGCUUGAUGAAAUGGGUGAAAAACUCCACAAUUUAGAAGAAGAAAAAAACUCGCUGCUUGAGUUUGCAGAACAAAGGCAACAGGUUGUCACGCAGAGGGAUAAUCAAGUGCAAAAAAUGACUGCUGAAUGUGAAGAUCUAUCCCGACGCUUGGAAGAGGAGGCAGAGUUUAAGAAGAGCUUGGAAGCAAAAUGUAUGGACGUGUCCACGAAAUUGGAUCAAUCCCAUCAAGCAUUGCAUGAUAAAUGUAUGGAACUCAACAAAAUGGAAAAAGAAUUCCAAGAACAAUAUGGAAACGCUAAAGAGGAAAUCCAACUCGUUUUGAAGGAAAAAGAAAAUCUUUUUGAAAAAAUUCAGUCGCUUGAAGAAUCUUUUGAUGGUCUCCAGCAAAUCAAAUUGAGAACGGAAGCCAACAUGUUAAUGAUGGCGGAGGAUCGCGAGAGCUUAUUGCAAGAGAAGAACGAGCUGAACACCAAAUUUGAAGAAAUGCAAAGCGAGGUGACAGACGUCACCAAUAAAUACAGCCAGUUGACCAAACAAUAUGAAGAACUUUGCUCGCUUAUUCAAGUAAAAGAGGAAGAAAUUGCAACUUUUAAAGAUAAUCAAGUCAAGUUGGAGCAAGAACAUCAUUUUAAGGAACAAGAACUUAAAUCCACCGUGAACGAACUCACCAUGAAGAAUGAAGAACUAGAAGAAAGUGUCUUAACAUUAACAAGUGAAAACGAGCAGUUUGAAACAAAGGCUACCACCAUUGAAAAGGAAUAUAACACCAUGUCAAGUGAGUUGUCAUCUCUUAGUAUUGACUACGAAAAAAUAAAGAGUGAACGAGACCAACUUUCAACAGAGAACCAAACGUUUAAUGCUAAACUCGAAGAAAGUUCAGAUCUUCUGCAAAGCAAAGACACAGCUGUGCAAGAAUUGACGAAGCAGGUGGAGAGUUUGCGGGAUGACAUGCAGAUGAAGACAAAAUCUUAUGAAGAUCUCAUGACAGAACGAAACAACGUGCAAGCCCAGUUGGAAAUUACACAAGACGAUCUCAACCAAAUCAACGAAGCUCUCUUUCAAAAGCAAGAAGAAUUGGACUGUGUGUCUUCAGAGUCGUCAGGUAAGAUUGCAGAGUUGAUGACUCGGGUAGAACAGCAAAUUGAACAAAUACAAGAGCUACGCGAAAGGAUUGAAUAUCUAGAAGAAAAAUUAAACGCCUUGGAUAGUUUGAUGAAAGAGAAAGAAGAAGAGUUGCGGCGGGCUUCUGAACGUGUUACAAAACUUGAAGAAGAACUGCAAGCAUCGUCAGAACAUGUCAUCAAGUUGAGCAGCGAUAAACGCUAUGUUGAAGUGCAACUCAGCACCGCUUGCGGCGAGUUAGAACAAAAGUUGCGUAUGAUCGACGAUCGUGACAAUUCGCUUCUUACUUUGACUGAGGAAAUGAAAAAGAACAAUGAAGCAUAUGAUAAAGACAUGACGUCCAGAGAUGAACAAAUCAAAAACAUGGAAUGUAAGAUGUCUUUUGUCGCAAGUGAGCUUCAGCAAGCGAACGACCUGCUUCAAACUAGGGAGGAAGACAACGAAGAGUUACUCGAAAAAGUCGAAGAGCUAAUGAAAGAAUCGGACGAACUAAACGAAAAGUUAGCAGCUGAACAGAAGCUAUCUGAAGAACAAAGAUGUCUAACGCAGCAACUUGGUGAGAAGCACAAAAUGACAGAGGCAAUGUAUACUGAGUCCAAGACGUACAGUGAGGAGCUGGAGAAAAAGAUACGUGUCGGUGAAAGCAAAUUAAGUGAGUUAGAGAUUGAUAUCGAUACAUUAAAUGAUAAAAUCGAAUCUCUAGUAGUUAACGCUAAUAAAUUGGAGAGUGAUUUAAGUAAUAAAACCGAAGAAUGCAACUCGCUACAGUCUGAUUGUGAAAACACUCGAUGUCAAUUCCAAGAAUUAAGCAUUGCGAUGAAGAGAAAAGAUGUUGAAUUAAAAUCAUCUGCGGAUGAGAUCUUACAGCUUAAAAACGAGAAGUCAUUGGCGGAGUCCAUGUUGGCUUCAGCGAACGAAAAGUUCAUGCUGACAGAAGAAGAACGGGUAAAAUUACUUCAAGAGGCGGAGGAAUUAAAACAAUGUUUAAAAAAUACUGAAGCUUCCCUUGAAAACGCGAGAACGCUCCAGUCGGAAGUAAAUAACAAAAUGCAGGAGGAUGCUCUCCAUCAUCAUGAUGAAGUUGAGAAAAAGGAAGAUGAAAUACGUGAAAUGAAAGUACAAAUGUCUGCAUGCCAGUCUUCUGUUGAAACGCAUCUCAAUACUAUAAACGUAAUUAAAAUCAGAUUUGAAGAGGAAAGAACUGCGCAUCAAAACGAGGUUACCCGACUCUCAAAAGAAAACGCUGAAUUACAGGAACGUUUGAAUUAUUUGGAAAAUCAAAUAAAAAUAUUGCAGGAAAGUCUUAGUGAAAAAGAAGAAAGCUUAACUGACAUGUUAAACCAGGCUGAAGAAACGGAUGAGAUACUCAUGAAGCUUAGAAAGGAACAUGACAGUGUGUCUAAUGAAAAGAUUGAAAACGAGGCUCGCCACCAAAAAGAGGUGGAACAAUACCAAGACACGUUAAACAAAAAACAAGGCAAACUGAAGGCUCUCAUGGAUAGCAAUGAUACUUUGCAGAACAAAGUUGUAAUGUUCGCUGAGUUAAUGGAAUCUGUACAAAAUAAACUGAAGCAGGAGCAAGACAGACAUACUCAAGACAGCAUAAAAUGGAGUAAAAAGAUGGCGGAACUUGAGGGCGUCUUAAAAGAGAAACACGCGGAAAUAGAAACAACCUCUACGGAAUUUGACCAAUUGAAGACGAGCCAUGGGAAAGAAGUUCAUAAGUUGAAGUCGUUUGUCGCAAAUUUGACUGACACUUUGAAAGAACGCGAUGCACAACAUGAACAAGUUGUUCAAGGUUUAACAGAACAGUUCGAACAGAAACACCGCGAAAUUCAAGAAGAGUUGGAAGUUAAAAUCAUGCAAUAUAACUCUCUGCAAACGAACUAUGACGAGAAUGUGCAAGGGAGUGAAAAAUCGUUGCGCGAUAAAGAAGUGGUAAUCAGUGAACUUAAGGAAGUUCUUUCGGAAAAGGAAAAAAGUAUGGCUGAACUAGGAUUGAACCUCAACAACAUUCAGCUGCAGUUAUCCAAUGUGACAUGUGAAAAGGAGCACCUUUUCUCAGAGCUUGAGAAAUGCAGCAAAGAUUUGCGUGCAGCCAUGAGUCAGAUUGAUGCUGAAGGUUUGACUUUUAAAGAAAGAAUGAUAGAAGCGGAUAAAGCGAUAACUUCUCUCGAGUCGAAUCAUCAAAGCGAGAUAGAAAGGUUUGAAAGUGAAAUGGCGAGGUUAAAGGAAAAACAGGAUGAUUUGCAGGCGGCUAAGGAGAUUCUUGAAAGCCGGUGUCAAAAAUUGGAGGAAGAGUUUUCUACGAAGGAGGGAAUAUUUCAGGAAAGUGAAAGCAAGUCGGAAGCGCUUGGAGCAGCCUUAAAACAGCGAGAGAACGAGCUGCAAGAAAUGCAAAGUCGACAUGCUGAAGAACGUAGUGAAUGUGAAAACAAAAUGUCUACCUUGCAGGGAAGCCUAAAUAACACCCUUCAAAAAUUGGAGCUAGCUUGCAAAGAACACGAAACCGUGACGCAGAAAUAUGAAUCCUUGGAAAAAGACAUGGUUGUGAAGAUUAAAGCUCUUGAGUGUUCUGUAUUUCAAAGUCGGCAGCAAGCCGACCUAUUCAAAGCGGAUAUCGACGCAAAGGAGACUUUAAUCUCUGGUUUGAACGAGGAAAGUGAGGAGUUAACCAAUAAGAAUCAAGAAAUAGAGUCGUGCUAUGAAGAACAGUUGAAUGAUUUAAAUGAUGCGUUAUUGCAAACUGAGAAGAAACUCGAAAAAAAGUGCGAAGAAGUUGCUGAACUGACCAGUCGAGUCACAAAUCUAAAGCAGGAAACAUUGUUGUCUUCAACACAAUCUGAACAAGAAAGGCAACACAUGGAGGCAAACUUUAAGGAGCUGUUGAGUGAAAAAGAGCAAGUCAUCUUGAAAGUAAAUGGAUUGUUAGAAGAAAAGAAAACAUCGUUGUUAGAGAAAAAUAAAGUUAUAAAACAGCUUAAUGUUGAAGUAGAGGAAAAAGAGGCAUGUGCAACUUCACUUCAAGAAAAAAUUAAAAACUUAACACAACAGUUCGAAGACGCCGUGACCACGUAUGAACAGCAGGCGGAUGACAUUAGGGCUUCGUUAAGUUCUUUUAAAAACGAUAAUCAGCUGCUUCAAGAGAAAAUCGAGGAUUUGAAAAUUGAAGCACGAAAUGAAAAAGAGACGAUUCAGGGUGAACUGAACGCACGUGUAGAUUCGUUAAGCUCGGAAAAUAGUACGUUGGCAGAAACGAUGAAAUCCUUAGAACUAUGUAUCAAGGAAAAAAAUAAUAAAGUCACUGAACUUUUAGAGAAGAUUAAAGAAGAUAAAAAUAAACUUGAAAGUUGUGAAGAUUCGAUCAAAACUUUGACUGCCGAAGAAUGCAGGUUAAAAGAGAAGAACGAAAUUUUGAAGUCAGAAGUCCACACAGGAUGCAAAGCGAAGGAAGAAUUGGAAAUUCAAUGUUCGAAGUUGACAGAUCAUCGCAUAUCUUUACAAGCUGAAUUAUCGACGACUAAAGAAGAAUUGGACAGUGUGAAUCUAGCUUUAAAAGCAAAGGAUAGUGAAAACACUGAAUUAAAGGAAAAGUUAAAAGGACUCUACAACCUUAAGUCUGAUCUUGACGGAAACCUUCGAGAACAAAGCCGUAAGCUUAUUGAUUUAGAGACUAGAUUUAGAGAUAUGAUGGAAAAAGUUAGCAAGAUAAAGCAAGAAAGAGAUGAACUCGUUGAAAAACUCACCAAAAGCGAGGAAAAAAACUUGCAACUCGAAAAAGACGCCAUUAGCACUCGCGAAAAGUUAGAAAAUUGCAAAGAGACGUUGGAGCAUGCUGAAAGCGCCUUGGUAGCCACAGAGACGAAAUUAAACGAAGUAUUAAGUUUAUUACGACAAAGAGAUGAAGAAUUGAACGAUGCGCUGGGAAAACACGAAGAACUGACCUUGCAACUUCAAAACAAAGAAACCGAAUGCGUUUCUAACGUGGAAGAUAUUCGUAAGCUUCAAGAAAAGAUCGAAAAGAAUGAAAUUAUGAUCAACGAUUGUGAAUGCGACAAACGUAGUCUUCAACAACAAGUCGACGAAUUGCGGGAUGAAAUCUCGUCAGUGCAGGUCUGCAAGGACGAACUUGCCGUUAAUUUAAAAGAGAAUAUCGAACGCUUCACAAGUGAGAAACUGGAGUUAGUAAAUAAGUUAUCUUCUGCUGAAAGUGUGACCGCAGAAGUGAGUGAGGAGUUAGGUGAAUGCAAAACAGUUUUGAACGUUUUAAAAGAUGACAUCACUACGUUAACUGAACGUAAAGAAGAUUUAAAAAAGCAAAAUAAAAUUCUCGCUGACAAGUUAAAGGAAGAAGAAAAACGAGCGGAAAAAGCUAUUCAACAUGGCGACGAUUUGUCGAUCAAACUAAAAGCGGUUCUAAGCGAUAAGGACAGCGCAGUGCAGAGUUUAAUCGACGAAAAAGAAAAAUUGAAAACUCGAAACUGUGAAAUCAAUGAGUUGUAUAAAAAUGUGUCGGCGGAAAAAGAAAAUCUGAGCAGUCAGCUGGUAAACUUUUCGCGUGAGCAGAACCAAGCUGAAGAAGUGAUCAGUAGCUUAAAGGUAGACAAAGAAGAAUUGACUAAAAAGUUAGAAGACACGGAGAAGGUUCUCGAAGAAAGGGCAGCAUUACAAGUCGUGUUAAAAGAAGAGUUGUUGCAGAGUAACUCUUUAUGUGAAAGUCUUCAGCGAGAAACUUCAGAGGUUCAGCAAGCCGUUGAGAAGGAAUUGAAUGAACUAAAAGAGAACGUCGUAGAAAAAGAUGAUUGGCUCCGCGAGAAAGACCUUAAGAUUGGAAAACUCGAGCAGGACAUCGAAACUCUUAGAAAAAAAUUGACAGAAUCUGAGGAUGCAUUGAGCUACGCUGGAACCAUGAAAGAGGAGUUUGCCACGCAGUUAGAGGACACGCAGAAAUUGUUGAAAGCUGAACGGAAGGCUAGAUGUGAAGCUGAACAGUUGAGUGAAACUCAUCUAGAGACAAUCAAAACAUUAAAAGAAGAAGUUAGGAAAAUUAAAGAAUCUUUUGAGUAUCUGACCACGGUCAAGUUGGAAAUGAACGAAGAACUUCAGAGUAAAUCCACUAAACUUGACAACGCCAAGGAAGAAAAAGAAACUGUUUUAAAACAAUUAGAAACUUGUAAGGCACGGUUGGAUGAUUUAGAAAGUAAAACUGUAAGAGAAAAAGAGUUGAAUGACCAAGUCCAAAAGGAAAGGGACCAUUUCAAGAGCGAGGUAAACAAGCUAAGAAUCUGUUUCGACACGUUAAAUGAAGAGAAACACAAGAACGUGGAAAAUUUGAACCAAGUAAACAUCAAACUACAAGAGAUGCAAACCUUGUUAGAUGCUAAACAGAAGGAAGUGCGUAAGAUGGAGGAAGCGCUUGGAAAUGAGAAAGAAAACAAUGUGUGCCACAAAGCGGAGAUUUCAAACUUGAAUAUAAGUCUAGUAGAAGCGCAGAAAUCAGCAGAGAAAGAAAAGCGAAGAGUGAAAAAACUACAACACGAUAUGGAAAAGAAAGAUCUCUCAAUUAGUGAACUUGAGCAACAACUUAAUUCGCUUAACUGUCAACUCGCAACGAAGGAAAACGCGCUCAAAGAAACCGUGGAAAAUCUCACGAGAGCCGAAAACACACUCUCUUUAGAGAAAGAGAUGCAUACCUCGAAGCAGGCAAAACUAGAAGAAAUUAAAAAAAGUCUAAUGCGUUCUCGCGCGCUUUCCUCCCAAGAGGAUAUUACUUCAGAUAAUUCUAACUUAGACGAAACUAUUGAUUUCAACUCGCAGAUACUCAAAUUACAAGAGGAGAUUGUAAAGCUUGAAAAGGACAAAAAGCAGAUGGUGGAAGCAGCUGUUGAAGAAGAAAGACUUCGUAUAGUUGAAGCAUCCAAACAAUUUGUUCUCGAGAGAGAAAAAGAAAACGAGACUCGUAACCAAGAUCUUCUCGAUGAUAUCAAGCUAAAAGAAAAGAAGAUUACAAAUCUUCAAAAAACGAUCUCACAAAAAGAGGAGGAGUGUAAACAGUUCGAGUAUAUACUGAGCAAGGAAAAAGAAACGUACCAAGAGCUAUUGAAAACAUCCGAAGAAGAAAAAAACGUGACCAGCGUGACCGCACCCGCUGAGCGUUUUAACGGAGAUGAAAUUAAUGAGAUGCGAGAAAGGCUGGAGAGGGCUAAAUUACAGAAUGAAGAGCUAAGAGGAGAUUUUGCGAAGACGGUAGAUGAUUACGAAAGAGCUAAGGCAAAGGAAAGUCGCGAGUUUGGUAAACUAAAAGAACAAUGUGAAAACUUUAAAUCGCUUUGCGAGAAGAAAGACGUUGAUUUGAAACGUUUAAAAGCUUUGACGAUAGAGCCAAGACGAAACGAGAAAUUACUGGAAGAUUUGCGUGAAAAGUUAAUGUCCUCGGAUGAGAAAUAUAUCACGCUGGAAUUCAAAAACGAAGACUUGCAGAAUGCGUUAAAAAGCGCAACAAAAAAACACGAAAUUGAAAUGAGUGGAAUCAGUAAAAAAUUGUCUUCCCUAAUGAAGGAUAACGAUCAAUUGCGAUUAAAACUUGAGGAAACCAUGAAAAGGCUUUCCUUGCUUGAAAAGGAAAAUUUGAUAUUAAAAAAAGAUUUAGCAGCGUAUCCGUUUGCAAAAAACAGCAUGGUAUCGCCUUUAACGAGAUCUUUAUCUUCUUUGAAAGUGUUGUCAAGCGAAGAUGAUUCUACAAACGAUGUCUCUUCCAUCCAAACCAACUCUUCCAUCCAAACCGACUCGUCGCGAGUGCAAUCUCAAGCUAAAGGGAUUCUGAAAAAGUCAUCUGAGACUCCAAAACGGAGUAUGGAAUCUACAGAGAGUCUGUCAUCAAAAGCCAACUCGAAGAGGACACGUUUAAACACCGUGAUUGAGCAUUCUAAUGGUUACGAGACAAAAAUUUCACCAUCGUCGGCUACUGAUCAAAGCGGAAGAAGAAGGUCGACGAGGCUUGCACGUAAACCAUACAGUAGAGAGAUGCCUUCCAGUUCUUCUGAUGACGAGGUUCUGCAGAAGCAACUUUCGGGUUCAACCACUUCUCACCCUACGAAAGAAAAUCCAGCACAUGCUCGUGUUACUCGUGCACGUGACAAAGAAACGACACCAUUGUCCCCCAAAAAGACAAAUAUUACAGAUUUAAACUCUUCUCUAACGGUACCGAAAAAGCCUCAUCGGGAUCUUGGUAUGCCGACAAGAAUAGUUGGUAAUAAAAACGUACAACAAGGCCCCUGCAGAGCGACGCGUUUAAAUUCGACUCGUAACGCAGAUGCUGAAGUUACGAGCAAACAUUCCGUAAAAGCUCGUCCGCCGUUACGGAGUGAUGGUAACAGCGAACAGGAAGAAAAAUGCAAUAUGCAGUAGUGUUUUAUUUAUUUUUUAUGUAAAUAUUUAUCAUUUUAACGAAAUUGUUACGCACAUGAUUUUGUUGGAAACCCUCAAUUCCAGCCUCCCCUAAUUAUUUUACAUCGGUAAUAGCACGGAAACGAGGCUGAUUUUCUGUAUGUUUGAAAUGUUUAUAAUAUGUGUGAUUAGUAUCAACUUCGUAUCCACUGCUUACAUAGUGGAUAAUUCAACUGUAUAUGUACGCUCUGGUACAGGCGAGAAAAAGAAUGUAUCCAGAAUGAAAUGAAAUUUCCAGAAUUAAACAUUUUAUAUUUUAA
Hydractinia symbiolongicarpus is the source of this 11256-nucleotide messenger RNA. Its product is annotated as centromere protein F-like. NCBI's taxonomy places the organism in Eukaryota, Metazoa, Cnidaria, Hydrozoa, Anthoathecata, Hydractiniidae. Bases 113 to 10957 code for a protein of 3614 amino acids. Gene Ontology annotation, biological process: metaphase chromosome alignment; regulation of G2/M transition of mitotic cell cycle; mitotic cell cycle. The transcript is spliced from 12 exons. Gene Ontology annotation, cellular component: nucleus; chromosome, centromeric region; spindle pole. Gene Ontology annotation, molecular function: dynein complex binding; microtubule binding. The record is from RefSeq and is a predicted model, not a curated record.